This is a messenger RNA of Acyrthosiphon pisum (pea aphid), 694 nucleotides long. RefSeq lists its product as uncharacterized. The record is from RefSeq and is a predicted model, not a curated record. The transcript is spliced from 2 exons. Bases 84 to 398 code for a protein of 104 amino acids. Lineage: Eukaryota; Metazoa; Arthropoda; Insecta; Hemiptera; Aphididae.
CAGAAUCUAAAACUGUUGGUACUGAAAUACAUAUAUAGGUAACUAUGUACUACAGAUAACAGUUGAAAUUGUGUUUAUAACACAUGUUACAGCUACCAAAUUGGAUAAUGAAAGAUUCUUCGAUCAUAGUAAAACGAAAUAGUAAUUAUUAUUUUCAAGUUAUUGGACAACUGCAUAUUACUAAACGUGAACUCUGCUAUUUGGUAGUAUACACUGAAAAGUGGACCACAGUAGAAAAAAUUUAUUAUGAUCAUACAUUUUGGAUACAAAAUAUGUCUGAAAAAUUAAUGUCGUUUUAUUUAAAUUGUCUCUUGCCUGAACUCGUCGAUCCCUUAUAUGGCAAAAGAUUGUUAAUAAGUGAUAUCAGGGAUCCGGAUGGUGAUCAGGUGAUCAGGUGAUCGCCUAAAAAGCAAAAAAAAUGUGGAACUCAUUUAUGUUAGAUUCUUACUUGAGUGAAUUUCUUUAGCAUAAAAAAAAUCAAAGUAUUUACACUGUAUUUACUCAAAUAAUAAAUGGCAUUGAUAAAUAGGUAGGUAUAUUUUUGUAAAAAUAUUUCUAUUUAUUAGUCUAUUUGUACAAUUAAGAAUAUAAUGCAUUAUUAGAAACUAUUCACUAUUGUAAUUAUAUAUAAAAUGUAUAAUUAUAAAAAUGUAUGUGACCCACGGCAACUUCUAUUUGCUUAAUGUGGUUCAGC